Molecule: messenger RNA, 4006 nt
Organism: Acanthochromis polyacanthus (spiny chromis)
Lineage: Eukaryota; Metazoa; Chordata; Actinopteri; Pomacentridae
Product: WD repeat-containing protein 46-like
Exons: 14
Coding region: 44-1816 (590 amino acids)
Biological process (GO): maturation of SSU-rRNA from tricistronic rRNA transcript (SSU-rRNA, 5.8S rRNA, LSU-rRNA)
Cellular component (GO): 90S preribosome; nucleolus; small-subunit processome
Molecular function (GO): protein binding
Source: RefSeq, a predicted model, not a curated record
CCGGAAGUGACGCCGCAGGAACUGAGAAGCGUACACAACAAAGAUGGCGUCUCCCGGCGAAGAAGCGACGGGUGAUUCACACGUGGGGAAAAAUAAGAAGCCACCAGCUCGUUAUUGGCAGGAGUUACCAGAUAAAGGGAAAGAUGAAAAGGAUGAAGAAAAGCCUCUGCCGCAGAAGGAUCAACAGACACAGAAAGCAAAGAAAAGAAAGCAACAAGAGGAUCAAAGAGAUGGAAAGAAAUUUGUUUCAGGGAAAUCCGACCCUUUCCCAGGUCCUGCUCCACUUUCAAAAGAGAGGGUGCAGAAAUUCAAGAGGAAAGAUAAGGCUAAAAGGCCUCGUAACCAGCAUUUCAAGCUGAGAGACAUAAUGAAAAGAUCAGAUGAAGCCUCAGAAAUGUCCCAGAAACAAGCUGCCCGGUUUGACAUCCUGCUCCCCGAGGAUGCAGGGUUUCUAGAAGGAGAUGAAGAUGAGGACACAUGUACAAUCUCACAGGAGGACAUUGCAGAAGCAGUGGACAUAACCUCUGGAACAAAGUAUUUCAACCUGAAACUCUCUCAAUUUGGGCCAUAUCGAGUUGACUACACUAAGACUGGACGUCACCUGCUGCUUGGUGGGAGGAGAGGCCACGUUGCUUGUAUAGACUGGCAGUCCAAACAUCUGAUGUGUGAGAUAAACGUGAUGGAGUCUGUUAACGAUGUAAAGUGGCUCCAUAGUGAGGCUAUGUAUGCAGUGGCUCAGAAGAAGUGGCUGUACAUCUAUGACUCCAAUGGAAUAGAGCUUCACUGCAUCCGCAAGUUCAAUGACGUCCUUCGCAUGCAGUUCCUCCCCUACCACUUUUUACUCGCCACAGCGAGUGCUACAAGUUUCCUGCAGUACCUGGACGUGUCAGUAGGAAAGGAGGUGGCAGCAUUCUGCACCAAGAUGGGCCGACUUGACGUGAUGUGCCAGAACCCUCAUAAUGCUAUCAUCCACCUGGGACACCCCAACGGUACGGUCACCCUCUGGUCGCCAAACCAGAAAGAAGCGCUCGUCAAGAUGCUCUGUCACCAAGGCGGUGUGCGCUCUGUCACUGUGGACAAGACGGGCACAUACAUGGUGACAUCUGGUCUGGAUAAAAAGCUGAAAGUGUAUGACAUUAGAGCCUUCAAACCCCUCAAGUCAUACUUCCUCCCUGCUGGAGCUUCCUGUUUAUCGCUGAGCCAGAGGGGACUGCUGUCUGCAGCCACGGGAGAUGUUGUUCAGGUGUACAGGGACGUAUGGAGCGCUCCGGUGACUAAACCCUACAUGGCUCACAGAGUUCGGGGAUCAGUGUGGGGGCUGCACUUCUGUCCUUUUGAGGAUGUCCUUGGAGUUGGGCAUGGAGACGGUUUCACCAGCAUGCUCGUACCUGGAGCGGGUGAGCCUAACUUUGAUGGUCUGGAUGCAAAUCCAUACCGCAGUGCGAAGCAGAGGCAGGAAUGGGAGGUUAAAGCCCUGCUGGAGAAGAUCCAGCCAGAACUCAUCAGCCUCGAUCCUACUGAGCUGGGAUACGUUGACCGUGCAACAUUUGAACAAAGGCAUCAGGACAGGGUCCAAGCUCUGGGCUAUGAUCCGCUUGCUAAAGAAAAAUUUGUUCCCAAGUAUAAGAAAAAAGGUCGUAGUUCUGCUGGUGCCGUUGAAAGGCGCAAAAAGCAAGUGGCUCACGAGGACCAGAGGGACGAAAUCAGGAAAACUGUGGAAGACAAAAUGAAAAUGGAAAAAGAAACCAAGGAGAGAGCGAAGAAAAAGGCAGCUCUAUCUAAUCAGAAAUCUGCCCUGGACAGAUUCAAAAAAUAGAAAAGGAGGAUUCUUUGUGCAGCUCAAACCCCAGUGACAUUCUGUAGGAGUGGACCUUUGAACUUCACAUAAAAGAGACAGUUUUGUUCACAUUACGCCUCUGUGGGAACAAACCAUGCAACUGCAGACAUUCGGAAUGCAGUUGACAUAUAAAGUCGUGCAUUCUGAUGGGCAACAGUUCACUGAAUCAAUGCUGAGUGCAUUAGUAGGGCAGCACUAUUGAAUGUCUGCAGCCUGGAGCACUUCUUUCAUGUGAAGAUAAUGUGAUGUUCUAUAGCUGACAUGGGUGUCAUCCAGAGUUUGUGUUAGAAGUGCAGUGUGUAGGAUUUAGAAGGCAUUGCAUACUGCAAAUAACACCGCUUGCAUCGCCUUCCCGUUAAACAACAACGUAAAAGACCCUUUCUGGCGCCAGUGACUCCAUGGAAGACAACCUACUCUUGCUGUAGAUGUAAAGGGCUCAUUCUAAGGUAGUUAACACACAAUGAUUAUCGCUUACAGGUCAAUGUAUGCAAUGGAAACAUAAAUAUUAUAUUCAGUUUCUGCUAUUGGAGUCCCCUAAAUCUUACACACUACUCUUUCAUAUGCUAUUUUUCUCUGCCUAUAAAUACAUUUUUGUAAGAUUUUUGACCUUGUCAAACUGAGUUCUUUGGUGCCUGUUUAUAUUUAUUAUAUAAAUAAGUUCUGAAAAGAAAUACGGUGGGACAAACUUUCUGAAUACAAACUACUACUUGAUGUCGCAACUGAAUAUCAAAACACGGAAUACGUUCACUAUUUUUAUUGCUGUGGGAAAUUUCAUGAUUAAAUCACUCAUCUAUGAAGCUCCCCCUGCAAUAUGGAUUGAAUGAUGCGUGAGACAGUGUUACAGCUGCUUCUCCCUGAAAGGUCGUCUGGAGACCAUUUCUUUUCUGAUGGAUUCACUUAACACUUUGAUGCACAACAUGGGUCAAAAGUGAUCCAAGACCAAUGGAAAAUGGGUAUCUCCUGUCCCACGCUGCGCAUCAAAGGGUUAAGUGGUUUUAAUAAAUGGAGCGACUGAAUGGUUCACUGGUUCGACCACAUUCUUCAGUUAGUGCUAAAUGCGGGAGUGCAAAGGCUUUUAAAGCAGUGAAUUCCCUCAGCAGGCGUGGAACCUGACUGUGUUCCCUCACUCUGUAUCCUGCCACUAACAGGGUGAAAGCAAAAGUUCCAGUGCAGCAUAUUUUAAAUAAUAUUUGUAGCUGUUACAAGUUUUAGACGCGUUUGCAUGUAAUUACUACUUUGUUGGGAUUACAUACUCUGUAGGCUGUUUUUAUGUCAUGUAUAGGGAUCCUGAUUUCAGUGAGACUCGCUAAAUAACUAAAACUUAAGAAGUCUGUUACAUUUAGCAGGAUUACAGGUUUUGCACAUUCAUUAGCAGCAAUGAUAGUUAAUGGUUUGAAAAGAACACUGUAGUGGAAUUUAUUAGUCUUGAAAUGUGAAAGUUAAGCAAUAACUUGACCAUAGAUGUUAAGAAAUAAUUGACGGUUCAUAUUUCCCAACAUUUGCUUCUUCCUUUGUCACCCAGGAAGGAACGAUAUAGUACAAAAUACCUGUUGAGUGUUGAAACAAAGCAGACCUUUUGGUUCACAGAGUGGUUUAUUGGUGACUAUAUUUGAUUCGUACAUGUAUUUCCUGAGCAUAAACACACUGACUUUCUCUCUUAAAAUGUCAUCUCCACCUCACAUAGCAGACACAAAACCAAGUCCAGACCUGUCGGCACAGAGCUGCCGUCACACGUUUCAGUUUAAACUCAAGGUUACAGAGAAAACUUAUAAAUAAUGCUGUCUGUCUAUGUAUAACGUCAUUUCACAGUCACUGGUAGCGGUGUCAGCUGUGGAGAAAAAUUCCCUUUUGCUGUCUGUUUUCAGAAGUGGCCGCAUAGAUCUCACUGUAUCCAAUUUCAGCGUCCAUUUAAUGGCUUGCCAUUCCAGUCCCCAUUAUUGAAUUACAUCAAUUCUGUUCAUUUACUCAAGUCAUAAUUAGUUUAGCACAUAACAGCUUUUGGUGAUUUGUUGCUCCAUUUCUAUUGGGGUAUAUGAAGCCUGUGAUUUCAUGUUUAUUGCACUAUAUUUUGGAGACAUGCAUUUAGGCAAAUAGACUACUACAAUUGAAGUCCCUGGUACUAGACUACACAGGUGUUAAAUAAAUGAAGGCAGCAGCCUAUAGAUGUCA